GCUGAAUCAUUCUCCGCGACCCGCGAACACUCCGAUUUCGACUGUUGCGACGGUUUUUUUUCCUUCUGGAAGAUAAGAUAACUCCUGAAAGUGAUCACAAGAACUGCAAUUCGCAAUUUUAUUCAUUAACUUUCAUCAGUUGCCGUUUGCAACACAUCAUCAUCACCGAUUUGGUAUUUCCUAUCACCAGAUCAUGGCCGGAGUUUAUCCGAGUCUCCAUGACAAAUUCAGGAGUGAGAAUGUCUGUCCAAUCUGCAUGAUGGAGAUGACAGGCACACCCAAGUUCUCCUGUGGACAGCAUCAUAUUCUGUGUCACAGGUGUAAGCCAUAUUAUCACUCGUGCCCAACUUGCCAAUCUCCUUUGAGCCCAGAAAUUCCACCUCGAGAGGUGGACGGAGGGUACUAUAUGCCACCGUCUGAACAGUACAUGCCACACCCAUAUCCACCUUAUCCAUCUGGUCCUGCCGCAAGUGCACCAUUCCUGGACCACGAGAGCCACUACCCUCCACCUUCUGUUGAACACCAUGAGCUCCAGGCCUGUCAGUACAAGCACCUGGGCUGCUACGCCCGUGUCCCAGAGCGUCUCCGUUCGAUCCACGAGACAAGAUGUCAAUUUCGUCCGAACCUGGAAUGCGAUCAUCUGCCAACUGACCUCAACGUCGACGAGGGAACCCUCGAGGAUUGCAAGUACCACAUUGCGGGAUGCAACGUGCGACUCCCAGUCUGGAGGAAGCUCGUCCACGAGAAGCUUUGCAUCUACCAAGAUAAAAUGGAAGAACUGGAGGGACUUCACGAUCAGCUGCAAGACCUGAACGUCGAGGACGAUUAUGGCGACCCGGAGGAAUUGGUUGAGUGCAGGUUCAGCAGAUACGGCUGUCAGGUCCAGAUGCCGCGGAGGAGGAAGCACAUCCAUGAGAGGAAGUGCAACCACGGAAGAGAUCACGAUGACUCGGACGAUGAGGGAUCCAUUCACAUUCGAGAGCCUGAAGGGGAUCCCGAUGAGAAAUUGCCCUGUCGGUGGGCGGAAUUUGGCUGCCAGGUGGAGCCCAGAAGGUGCAGGAAGGAUACUCAUGAGGAGAAGUGCAAUUACAGGAGGGAGCACUGUAGAUUCGAGCAUUAUGGGUGCUAUGAGAUGAUGGAACCGACGAAAAAAUUUUCUCACGAAAGGAACUGUCGAUAUUCUUCAUAAAAUUGUUCAGAAAUUAAUUUUCUACUCGGAUUUUAUUGCAGUUGUGGAGAAGCUUUGCUCGAAAUCAUUGGUGAGGUACUGAACUAAGAUAAGUCGAAUGACCUCAUGAAUGUCUUCCUUAGAUUUCGGAAUAUUAUUGAAAAUAUGAGGGAAUUAUUAUAAAAUUGAAAUAAGGAAAAUAAAGAUAUAUUA
Molecule: messenger RNA, 1381 nt
Organism: Diachasmimorpha longicaudata
Lineage: Eukaryota; Metazoa; Arthropoda; Insecta; Hymenoptera; Braconidae
Exons: 3
Coding region: 194-1189 (331 amino acids)
Cellular component (GO): cytoplasm
Molecular function (GO): ubiquitin protein ligase activity
Source: RefSeq, a predicted model, not a curated record